AUGUUUUAUCCAACAACUGAAUAUGCCUAUAUUGAUGAAAAUGGUCAAACUGUAGAACCAUCACGAUUAGUUCACUAUUCUGAUACUAAUGAACCAUUAUCAUCGCAUAUGAUUUUGGAUGAAAAUAUUUAUGAUAGUAACCAACAACAACAACAACAACAACAAACACAAUAUCGGCCAAUUGUUAUUGAUGGCUCUCAACCAUUGGCUAAAUGUAGUGUACUCUAUUUGGGUACAGCUAUUUCUUCACCAGGUCAACGUGGCAUCGAUGCUAUACAAGAACCAUUAUCACGACGAUAUCCAGUCGAUGGUAAAGAAGUUGUUCGAGGUAUUGAAGCAUGGUUAUCUAUAUAUGAUAAUGGUUUACAAUUACAAUUUGCUCGUGAUCCAUCUGUUGUUUUAUUUUAUCCAGUUCGCUCUCUUGUCUAUUGUGCAAGUAUUCGUUUUGCCACACGAACACAAACAGGUGCAGAAUUUCCCAAUGGUUGGCGUUUCGUACCAUUAGAUUCACCAGCUGCAGCUCGAAUGGAAAAUACACGAAACCCACCAUUGUUUGCUGUAACUUUUCGACGUACUCGUCAUUUACCUGUUGAUGAAUGUCAUUGUUUCGUAACAAAAACAAGACAAGCUGCAUUAGCACUUGUUCAAGCUUGUUUUAGUGCUUAUCAAGCAACUGUACCACAACAAGAUUGUUCAAAAGUACCACUUUAUUUUAAAGUUGAUGACUAUGGUUCAAAAAAUAAAGAAAUUGAUAAUGAAAUACGCAUUGUACCAGCACCAGAUCGUGAUCGAACAUUAGAUUAUCAAACAAAUACAGAAGGUGCUGGGUUUUUCUAUAAAACAGAUCGUGUACCUAUUGAUACAUGGCAAUUAUGGGAACAUCAUAAACAUGAUGUUGAUCGAUCAACAAAGAAAAGUUACCAUUCAACAUCAAGAUCUCGUUCAUGUAGUUCAAAUCGUUCGUCAUCAUCGUCAUCAUGUUCAUCACCGAGUUCUUCAUGUUCAUCAUGUCAACACAAUCGUCGAAGUCGUCGUCGUCAUCGUCGACGACGAUUAGCCUCAAUAGCAUCGAUUUCUGCUACUCAACAACAACAACAAUCUUUUCCUCAAUCUGAUUCUCAAUCUUUAUCAAUAAAUACUAUUCCUACUAGUACUGCAACGACAACAAAUUCUAUUCAACAAACAGCUAUUGAUCCAUAUGCACCAGCACCUAAUCUAAUUCGUGUCGAACGUAUAAAAGAUGUUAAUUCAGGUCAAGAUGUUUUCAUUCGAUGGGUUAGUGAAAGAAAUCCUACAACAGUAAUCAAUGAUGAACAACAACUAUCUAUUCCACAACAAGUUUAUUCUACUCAACCGCCAAUCAAUUCAACAACAAAUUAUGAUUAUCAAAACGAUCGAGAAUUACCAAAUGAAAUCGAACGUUUAGCAUUACAUGAUGAACAUUUACGAAAAUCUAUUUUAUUUGAUGAUAGACCACCAUCAAUAAUGUCCAAUUAUGAACAGAAAAGACAUAAAAAACGACACAAACGAGAUAAAUAUAGUGAUAUUGAUAAUCAAGAGGUUGAUUAUGAAGUUGUUAGUGGUUUUUUUGAAGAACGUAGUGGUAAAAGACGUCCAAUUAAACUUGAUCGUGCUCGUAUAAGUACAGUUAAAGAUUAUCGACAUUUAUACAAUGAUGUAGUUAAUUCAUCUGCACCAAAAACUGAUCGUCGACGUAGUAAUCGUGCAACAUCAUUAAUUCGGCCACCAAUUCAAGAACAACAACCACCACCACCACCGCCACCGCCACCACCCCCACAACAACAACAAUAUUCUACACCAACUUUUCCUCUAACUAAUCAACAAAUAAUAAGACCAUUUGGUACAACAUUUCUCCCAUUUAAUACACCUUUUUAUCCGAAACAAACAUUUAAUACAACAUCAUUGUUUCCUCGACCAAACUUUAUAAAUCGAGUUCCUCUUACGCAUCCUUCAUUAUGGUAUAGACCGAUGUAG
Rotaria sp. Silwood2 is the source of this 1995-nucleotide messenger RNA. NCBI's taxonomy places the organism in Eukaryota, Metazoa, Rotifera, Eurotatoria, Philodinida, Philodinidae. The record is from the annotation of a GenBank genome assembly.